UGUGUACCAUUGCCCGCAGCUCGCGAAAUCGAACAGUGUACAAAAACGAAAUCAACAGCUCCCAGUCCCAGAACGCCGUCCCAUAUUCCCUUUGCCAGUCCGCGUCAGAUCCCGGAAAUAGAUGCUAUUUGACAAUCCUCUGGACAAACAAGAAAACGAUAUCCAACGCUUGUGUUCACAUCUUGUAAGGCCCGCGCCAAGUAGUGACUCUGCCAGGUGUCCUCCGUCGCGAGGCCCACAAGGCCCUCGAGGCCCUCCACAAGAUGGACGCUUCCGGCGUCCUCAUGAAGUUACUGGACCGAGUCCAGCUCGAGCUUGACAUCUGCAAACCUCUCAUACCGACCUACACCCAUCUUCUAUUAUCUACGCUCUUCCCCAUCUACAUCGGAGCCCAUGCGUCCUUGACACGACCCGCCUCGGCAGCCAAGCCAACCAGACUCAAACGCAAACGUGGAGAUGAUGAAUCUGCUAUUGAUGGGGAAAACCAAGAAGACAGCGACCAGGAAGAUGAAGAGGAGGAAACCAGCGUGAAGAAAAUGGAAGGCCUCGAGCCAUCUGACGCCAUCAUGUUUCCCGUAAUGGCCGGCCUCACCCUGGCUGGUCUAUAUUUCCUGAUCAAUUGGCUGAAGGACCCAGCUAUCCUCAACAAAUUCCUGGGUUUUUACUUCACGCAGGCAGGAACCGUCUUCGCGAUUGCAUUUCUGCGCGACGGAUUCUCGCUGUUCCGAUCCUUGAUUUUCCCAUCCCACUACGCUCUGGAUGGGUUUCUGUGGAAAGCAAACCAUCGUAGAAGGAUUUUUGUACCUGUGGGACAUGACGAUUUACCUCUAGCAGUGGUAGAGGACGAGGAGCAUCGCAGGUCACCGUUACCGGGCUAUCUAGGAAACAUUCCUUUGCCCCCCUCAUUUUUGAAUACCCUCUGGCACUUACGCGACUUCACAUAUAAGAAAGCCUCGGUACGCGCCUACAUCCACGCCAUCGUCGAAGUCAAAAGUCGCAUCACGAUCUUUGACGUCAUAAGUACCAUUCUUGCGCUCGUGGCCGUGUAUUUUUUCACUUUCGUGACGAAGCCGUGGUGGUUAACCAAUUUCUUUGGCUUCAGUGUCUCCUACGGAGCCAUGCAGUUCAUGUCGCCUACGACGUUCUGGACAGCCUCGCUGAUUCUUGGUGCCUUGUUUUUUUAUGAUAUUUAUUUCGUCUUUUUCACCCCGCUGAUGGUUACGGUUGCUCAGAGCCUGGAUAUACCAAUCAAGUUGGUUUUCCCGCGCCCUGCAGCGCCGGGGGAGGAUCCUGAUCUGAGCCGCAUGGCUAUGCUAGGGUUGGGCGAUAUUGUGAUCCCGGGCAUGGUUAUCGGUUUAGCGCUGCGGUUUGAUCUUUUCCUUCAUUACAAGUCAAAGGCCGCUUUAUUGAAGCAACCUGCCAAGAUCCCAUAUGUCAGUGCAACGGGCCGUUGGGGCGAGCGUUUCUGGACAACGUGGUUCGCAUCUGCAUCCAGGUAUUCGCCGAUCGUUCAUCCUCAGCUCCUGGAUGGAAGACUCACGUCCCACGAAGCGAAGAACUUUCCCAAGACAUACUUCCAUGCUAGCCUUGUCGGGUAUGUAGUUGGCAUGCUGGUUACGCUGUUAGCAAUGCAGAUAUCCAACCAUGCCCAACCCGCUCUUCUCUAUCUUGUCCCAGGUGUGCUUGGAUCUCUGUGGAUAACUGCCCUCAUCAGAGGCGAUAUCAAAGAGAUGUGGAAUUUCUCCGAUGCGAUUGAGGAGGAAGAAGACAAAGAUGCGGAUAUAGGGGGAAAUAAUACCGGUGACAAGGACAACGAUAAGGAGAGGGAGAAGGAGAAAGAAACGUUUCCUUCACCUUUCGGAGUCGUCCGCAAGCUGUUUUGCAAAGAGGAUACCUUCAAAACCCCGGCGCCCUUAUCUAAGAAAUUGGAUCGCAAUGAUAAGGAUAAGGACCAGACUGAUAACCGCGCAGCACAAGAAACUUCCACGUCUAUAGACCUAGUAUUAUUCUCCAUUUCCUUCCCCAAGUCAAAGCGGCAGUAUAGGAAAAUCACCACCACCAAUGGCAAUGACCGACGAGAAGACGAAGACAUAAAUCUGCCAGUAAGUCUUCCCACGAAGCGGGUAGAUGGAACAGAGGAGGGAGAAGAAGAAUUCGAUAUCUCUGAUCACGAAAGCGAGUCUUCUUCAUCGUCCACUUCUGCGCCUGUCCUUGUAGCGGCCGGGACGAGUGCGGAUGUCGAAGAGCCCGUACUGAAGAAGCGGAGGACGCGGAGGGCCGGGUAG
Molecule: messenger RNA, 2285 nt
Organism: Histoplasma capsulatum G186AR
Lineage: Eukaryota; Fungi; Ascomycota; Eurotiomycetes; Onygenales; Ajellomycetaceae
Product: intramembrane protease
Exons: 1
Coding region: 264-2285 (673 amino acids)
Biological process (GO): membrane protein proteolysis
Cellular component (GO): cytoplasmic side of endoplasmic reticulum membrane; lumenal side of endoplasmic reticulum membrane; membrane
Molecular function (GO): aspartic endopeptidase activity, intramembrane cleaving
Source: RefSeq, a predicted model, not a curated record